GCGCCGCCCGGGCAGGCGGGACCAGUGUGUCUGGGACGGGGGGAACGGAGCGGGCAUGGCCGUGGGGUGCGGGGUGCUGCUGCUGCUGCUGGGGUCACUGCUGGGGACCGGCCGGAGCCGGGAGCUCAGCUCGGAGGAGGAGAGACAGGCCCUGAUGCUGAAGCACCUGCAGGAAGUGCUGCAGCUGCCAGAGGAGGAGGGUGAGGGCCCCCCCGAGAUGACGCUGACGGAGCUGGCCCCCGAGGGGGGCGAGGGAGAGGAGGAGGGGGAAGAUGGGGAGGGGGCACCCGUCGAGGGGGACGUUGAGCCCACCCAGCCAGCCCCGACCACAGCUGCCCCUCAGCCCGAGGAGGACGGAUUCACUUACGUGUUCUCGCGGCUGGACAGCCUGGACGCGGCCGUGCACCGGCUCAACGUGCAGUUCUACACCAUGGACCUGCGCCUGGCCCAGUUCUCGCAGGGCCUGGCCGAGCUGCGCGGGCGCCUGGCCGAGGCCCAGGAGGGGCUGAGCCUCGUCAGCCAGACCAGCACCCGCAACCAGCAGGACCUCGGCAAGAUCGACGGCUGCCUGCGGGGCCGGAGGCUCCACGCCAAAUGCUUCCUGAUCGUGAAGCAGUUCGAGGGCUACGAUGGGGCGCAGGAGCUGUGCCGGCUGCGGGGCGGGAACCUGGCCAUGCCGGCCGACGCCGCCGAACUGGCCACCCUGCGCCGCUACCUGCACGAGGCCUUCCAGCCCUUCAACUGGCCGGCCUGGGUGGGCAUCCACGACCGGCGGGCCGAGGGCCUGUGGCUGUACGAGAGCGGCCAGCGCGUCUCCUUCUUCGACUGGUACCAGGACCACCUGGUGAGCCAGCCCAACGGGGGCGCCCGGGAGAACUGCGUCUCCCUCUCCUCCGACGACGGCAAGUGGUGGGACAACGACUGCGCCCGGCGCAUGUACUACGUCUGCGAGUACCGGCUCUAGGGGAGGGGGCGCGGACGGGACUGGC
Messenger RNA from Mauremys reevesii (Reeves's turtle), 989 nucleotides. RefSeq names its product C-type lectin domain containing 11A (gene CLEC11A). Bases 56 to 964 code for a protein of 302 amino acids. The transcript is spliced from 4 exons. NCBI's taxonomy places the organism in Eukaryota, Metazoa, Chordata, Testudines, Geoemydidae. The record is from RefSeq and is a predicted model, not a curated record.